CUCCUUAAGGCCAAUGAGCCUAUAGGAUCUCUGCUUGCGGCGGCGGGAGGACGACGUGGACGGGCGGGCUGCGAGUGCACAGACAGCGGGGUCGCUGGCGGGAGCGGCGGAGAGGCCUAAAAGAUGAUUUCCUACUUUAAAUCGCUCCCUACUCACAUGGACUAUAAGGGACAACAGUUAGCAGAACAAACAUUUCAACGAGUAAUUAUCGCAUCUGCUAUUAUUGGCUUCAUUUAUGGUUACAUAAUUGAGCAGUUUGGAUGGACUGUUUACAUAGUUCUGGCUGGUUUUGCCAUUUCAUGCUUGCUAACUCUCCCUCCGUGGCCUAUGUAUCGUAGUCAUCCAUUGAAUUGGCAGCCAGCAAUAGAGCCAGAGGAGAAAAAGCAAACUGAGUGUGCCAAGAAACCUAAAAAGCAUAAAUAAUAUCUUUAUUCUGAGCACAUCGUUGUUUUUACUUUAUGGCUUAAUAAAGUUUGCUGAAUUGGAAUGUAC
This is a messenger RNA of Leucoraja erinaceus (little skate), 492 nucleotides long. It is a transcript of the gene spcs1, whose product is annotated as signal peptidase complex subunit 1. Bases 124 to 423 code for a protein of 99 amino acids. NCBI's taxonomy places the organism in Eukaryota, Metazoa, Chordata, Chondrichthyes, Rajiformes, Rajidae. The record is from RefSeq and is a predicted model, not a curated record. The transcript is spliced from 4 exons. Gene Ontology annotation, biological process: protein targeting to ER. Gene Ontology annotation, cellular component: signal peptidase complex; endoplasmic reticulum membrane.